AACAAAUAAAUAUUUAUAUACCUUACCAAAAAAAAUAAAAUAAAAUAAAAAAUGGCAAAGAAGAAGAAGUUGAAAAUGGCGGUGCUUGGAGUUGGGGUAUUUUGUAUUUUUCUUCAGAAGAAAAAAGUCGGUUUGCCGCUAAAGUUGGAAGUCAUAUAGCUUUUAAGACAAUUAUUGCAUUUUUGAUAUAUACUGGGGGGUUUUGUUUGUUGUGAAAAUUUUUGGGUUUUGAUACAAAAGUAAAAAAAGAAAAAGAGAAAGAGAUGGGAUCGUCGAAACGCGGAGCAGACGACAAUCGGAAACUCAGUGGGCGUACACAAACCGCCCAUCAGCGUCUCCAGGAUGCUCUCAAACUCGGUACCAGGUCUUAUGACAGCCAUGCAAGAAAAUGGCAAUGCUCAGAUAUUGAGAUACAAAGACAUGUAGUCCACUCCAUUUCUGCAUUUCUUGAUUCUGUUUCUCGAGAUGCUCGGCACCAUCCACUUGUGAAGGAUUCUGUUGCUGAUAUGGUUGGGGCAUUGGUAUGGAUUCUUCAACGUCGAAAUGUGAGCGUGUUGAGCAUGGCAGCUGAAGUGACUGUGAAGUUGGUCAGCAAUUUACCCAACUCAGUUUUGCAGUCUUACAUGUUAGAUCUUGUUGAUCCUUUGUCAUCCUUGUUAUCUGCCCGUCAGACUGAAGUUGCUAUAUCAUGUGUAACCGCAUUAAACCAUAUUCUCUUAAAUUUGAGCUUCAAGAACAAAAAGGUUGUUUGGGAGAUUCUGAAGAAAACAGAAAGUGUUUCUCAUGUUAGUGCUAACAUAUUAGACUUUUUCAGAGGAAAAAAGCCAAUUGAGUAUUUCAAUCAAAUGGCUUCAUUCUUGAGUACAGUACUAUGGCAGUGGCAUGAAUCUAGGUUUCCUGUUUGGAGCAAUCCAGAACUGACGAAGGCUUUAAACAAUGUGCUUGUAAAGCCAGAUUUUCAGGAUAGAGUGGAGGUUUUGAAGCUGUUUUCUGCUGUAGCUUUAUGCGGCAAUGGGACCAAGAAACUUUUAGAGAAUGGACAAGCCCUUAUGGAGAUGAUGCUGCACUGCAUGGACCAUUCACAACCUUAUUCUGUUCGUACCGAAGGUUUUAGGCUUGCUCAAUGUUUAGCGAUAAAUGAACAAGAAUUUUUAAAAAUGAUGAGCUUGUGUUGUGAACCAUUUGUGAAAGCCAUCAUCAGUGGAAUGAGCAAGUGGGAGUUGAAUUCUGGAAAGGUUGCUGGUGACAAGAUAUCUUUGCUAGUGGAGGCAUGUCGCUUGGCUCUAAUUACUUGUUGGGCAGGAAAGCAUCACAUAUAUUUCUGGAAACAAGGGAUAGACAAAGUUCUUCUUGAUCUUCUCUUAGAAGAUUCUCAUAGCAAAUUGUAUCAACCUAUUUUGUCAUUAGAAGAGCAGAUAUCUAUUGCUAAGGAAUGUCUAAAUGCAGAUUAUCUUAUUGGUUCAAGGAAUUACAUAUGGGAUAUUCUUGGAUGGCUUGCUAUCCAUUGUGAGGAAGAUUUCAACCCCGAGAUGCAUGGAAAUGGAAAGGAGCUCUUCAUUGACAUACUCAUUACAUCUGCAUGCUUGGCCUUUCUGGAUGCAAUUAAGAAAUGUUUUUGGCAAAAUGAUAUUGGUGAUACUUUACGAGGUGAAUCAGCAAUAAGGGCAGUUCUGAUGAUGAUUUAUACUCCUUGCAAGUAUGUUUCAUCAAAGGCGAAAGAUAGACUGUUUAAAGUACUGAACCACCAAAAUUGCGUAGGAUAUUUGAAACUCUUAUUGACAACACUCAAUAGAAACUUAUCGGGGAAUGACUUUGAUGCACUACAAAUUGUCAUUUACCUGAUGAGUUUGACGUGUUACUCAGGUCUACCACAAUUUCAGAAGUGGUUAAUUGAAUGUGGAGGAGUGAAGACGCUAUUACAUCUUGUAAAUUUGUGCUUGAAGGGUGACUUCUGUACAGAAAGGUUGAACUUUUCUUCGCAUCUGCAUAAUGCAUUCUAUGAGAGGACUUGUUGCUUUCCUUCCACAGAAGUAUGGGAAGUCAAAAACAUGCUUUUGCUUUAUAGUUUGUGGGGUUUAGCAGAAUUGAUAAAGUAUUCUGUAUGCAUAAGAAAUAACUUAGACAUAUUUACAAAUCAGAUGACUUGUACAAUAGCCGAACUAGUUUGCAAACUGCAGGAUAUCUGUAGUGACAAAACAACUCCUGAACUACGAUGGUCUGCUGCACAUGUUCUUAGUUAUUUUGGAUUCUAUGGUUUUCCAAGUAAACUUGGGAAUAGAAUUGGCAAAGCACUCAAUGUCAUGGAUCACACUGAUACUAGACUCAUUCUUACAAGUGGUGAGUGUUUGAGUGUUCAUAGUGUUGUACUUGCAAUUCGAUGUCGAUCACUGCUGCCACUUAGUGAGCAACAAUCUGGUUCUUCAGUAACGGAUUCCAUGGAAAUUUGUGGAAAGUUUAGCGGAGAAAUUCGGUUAUCUGCUCAUGUUGAUCACCAGAUAUUGGUAAAGUUGUUGGAAUAUAUGUACUUGGGACACCUACGGGUAGGAGAAGAACUCAUUAAAAAGUUGAAAAGGCUUGCUAAACAUUGUAAUCUUCAUCCUCUGCUGCAAAUGCUUUCUAGGAGAAGUCCAAAGUGGGGAGCUCCAUAUCCUAGCUCUGAUCUUUCUCCAGCUUUGGGUCCACUUGGACAUCGUUUCUCGGAUGUCAUCUUGGAAGCCAAAUCAACCGAGUACUCGGGCUGGGCAUGUGGUUUUUGUUCUGUUUUAAUGCCCCACAUGCAUGCUCACAAAGUUAUAUUGUCAUCAAGUUGUGAUUAUCUACGAGCCUUGUUUAACUCAGGAAUGCAGGAGAGCCUUUCACAAACCGUAAAGGUCCCUGUCAGUUGGGAAGCAAUGAUUAAACUCGUAGGCUGGUUCUAUUCCAGUCAGCUGCCAAAUCCUCCCACUGGAUGUCUAUGGGAGAGCAUGGACACCCAGGAGAAGCUCCAUGAGCUACAACCGUAUGUGGAGCUUUGUUGGCUUGCCAAGUUCUGGUUCUUAGAAGAUGUUCAAGAAGCCUGCUCAAAUGUGAUUGUGUCCUGUCUUUAUUCUGCGAGACAACUUUGCAUUAAAAUAAUCCAACUCGCUGCCAAUUUCUCUCUAGGAAGCUUGGUCGAGGUUGCAGCAACUCUAAUGGCUCCAUCGUACCGGCAACUAUGUGAUUCUGGCGAACUUGAAGAGCUCGAUGAGGAUCUGGUGAACAUGGUUCGUGCUGCCUCUGUUCGAUUUUCUCAGGAGGUUGGUAGCAAUAUCGAAACUAGUUUCAGGUGAAUUGGAGGAUUGAAAACGUCUAAAACUGUAUAGAGGAUCACAGAAUACCAGACAUGUAGGUUUGUACUGCGUAUACAUAUGUAUGUAUAAUAUUCAGCAAUUUUGGUAAAGAUUUUGUUCUCCCGAAUUUUGAUAUGUCAAACAAGCAUCCAACAGA
Messenger RNA from Ziziphus jujuba (common jujube), 3465 nucleotides. RefSeq names its product BTB/POZ domain-containing protein At1g04390. Gene Ontology annotation, molecular function: protein binding. The record is from RefSeq and is a predicted model, not a curated record. Lineage: Eukaryota; Viridiplantae; Streptophyta; Magnoliopsida; Rosales; Rhamnaceae. Bases 264 to 3308 code for a protein of 1014 amino acids. The transcript is spliced from 8 exons.